Molecule: messenger RNA, 2097 nt
Organism: Prunus avium (sweet cherry)
Lineage: Eukaryota; Viridiplantae; Streptophyta; Magnoliopsida; Rosales; Rosaceae
Gene: G3PP1
Product: putative glycerol-3-phosphate transporter 1
Biological process (GO): transmembrane transport; phosphate ion homeostasis
Cellular component (GO): membrane
Molecular function (GO): glucose 6-phosphate:phosphate antiporter activity
Source: RefSeq, a predicted model, not a curated record
GUUUGCGCAUUCUCUUUAAAGAGCUCGUACCAAAGCAGUUGUUUGUUGAGCAACUUACAUCGAAAAACCAGAGGAUUUUGAGGACAGAAACCUCGCGACUCGCGAGAGAAUAUAGUAGAAAGCAUUACACUCAGGCUCGCUCAGCUAAGCUAAAUAGCUUGAAGGUUUUGCUGGAUAAGAGGAGGUAGAGCUUCUUCUUCCCCUUAAUAUUGGAGUGAAAAUCAAUUCAUGAUUUCAAUGUCAGAGCCAGCACCAGAGAGAAAUUACAGCAAACCCCCAGGGAUUCGGUUAUUAGAGUACAUAAAGAAAUCCCCCCUUUCCUACAAAACCCACCAAGCCAUUGUUCUGAUUGUUACUUUUUUAGCAUAUGCUAGCUAUCAUGCCGCUCGAAAAACCACGAGCGUGGUCAAGAGUACCCUUGAUCCUGAAUCUUCAGAUGUGAGCUUGAAGUUUUUCCCAUGGAGGAUGACUUACUUAAGUGAACCAGCUGAAGGCAGAAGGUUGUCUAGGAUUCUUCGAGAUGGUUGGGCCCCGUUUAAUGGAUCAGAUGGCACAGCCUUGCUUGGUGAAGUUGACCUAGCUUUCUUGGCUGUAUAUGCUAUAGGAAUGUAUUUCUCUGGACAUUUGGGUGAUAGAACGAACUUAAGGAUCUUUCUAACCAUCGGAAUGGUGGGAGCCGGGGUCUUUACUUCAUUAUUUGGAAUUGGAUAUUGGGCAAAUAUUCACACUUUCUAUUACUUCCUUGGGGUUCAAAUGCUUGCUGGUUUGUUCCAAUCGACUGGAUGGCCUUCAGUAGUCGCAGUUGUCGGUAAUUGGUUUGGGAAGAAGAAAAGAGGGCUGAUUAUGGGUAUAUGGAAUGCUCAUACUUCUGUUGGGAACAUUACAGGGUCUUUGGUUGCUUCCGCUCUAUUGAAAUACGGGUGGGGUUGGUCCUUUGUAGUCCCUGGUCUCAUAAUUGCUACUGUUGGUGUGGUGGUUUUUCUAUUCUUGCCUGUUAGUCCUGACUCUGUUGGAGCCGAAGAAGAUGAAUUGGACUCUCCCAAGAAAUGUGGGGCAGCAGGAGUAACAGAACCAUUAUUGGAACCAGAGGUUAAGGUGAAGGAGAGUGCUGUGGGGUUCCUAGAAGCUUGGAAAAUUCCUGGAGUUGCUCCUUUUGCUCUAUGCCUUUUCUUUUCCAAGUUGGUGGCUUAUACAUUUCUCUAUUGGCUUCCUUUCUACAUUAGUAACACAGCUAUUGACGGAAAGUACUUAUCCAGUGAGGCAUCUGGUAACUUAUCCACAUUGUUCGAUGUUGGAGGAGUUCUUGGAGGAAUCCUUGCUGGCCAUAUUUCUGAUCGUUUAGAUGCCAGAGCCAUCACAGCUGCAAGUUUCAUGUACUGUGCUAUCCCUGCUCUCUUUUUCUACCGAAGCUAUGGCCAUGUAUCCAUGGCUGUGAACAUUGCACUUAUGUUCAUCACCGGCAUGUUUGUUAAUGGGCCAUAUGCUCUAAUAACAACAGCUGUGUCCGCAGACCUGGGAACACAUAGCUCAUUGCGUGGGAAUUCGAGGGCAUUGGCAACGGUAACAGCAAUUAUAGAUGGAACAGGCUCCAUUGGGGCUGCUAUUGGUCCAUUAUUAACCGGCUAUAUUUCAGCCAUAAGCUGGAGUGGAGUUUUCACAAUGUUAAUGGGAGCAGCUCUAAUUGCAGGGCUGCUUCUGACUAGGCUUGUCGUGGCCGAAGUGGCUGCAAAGAUUGAAGAUUCGAGAUCGCGGUCUGCAUCAAGGUCUCAACCCACAGUAAUUGAUGUGUGAAGGAUGUUCUAAGGGUUUUUACAACAUUUGUUAUGAGUGGUAUCAUCGGGGGUGUCCACAAGCUCUGCUUCAGACUUGCUGCUUAUUCAAUGAAGAGGAGAAGGAUCCUCUGUUAUGGUCCUAGGAAGGAGAGGAUUUUUUUUAAACUUUCUCCCUAGUAUACGUAACACAUUGAAGGGAAAGUUGAAGGGAAGAAAAGAAAAGGGGUUGGAAUAUAUCUAGGGCUGUAUCUUUGUACUAUAUCAUAUGUGUGUGUACAUUAUUUUGUGCCUUUUAAUGAAAUUAAUCACCGAAGGAUGACAAAUU